Molecule: messenger RNA, 1382 nt
Organism: Aspergillus heteromorphus CBS 117.55
Lineage: Eukaryota; Fungi; Ascomycota; Eurotiomycetes; Eurotiales; Aspergillaceae
Product: cellulase family protein
Exons: 4
Coding region: 24-1262 (412 amino acids)
Molecular function (GO): hydrolase activity, hydrolyzing O-glycosyl compounds
Source: RefSeq, a predicted model, not a curated record
CAAACAGCAACAACAACAACGCGAUGUAUCUCCGCAACGCCAUCAAGUUGCUCGCGCUGGCAGCCCCGGGACUCGUUGCGUCCAUUUCCUCUGCUCCCCUCUCUACCUCCGGUCGCUGGAUCGUCGACUCCGACGGGAACAAUGUCACCUACGCGGGCGCGAACUGGCCCGGUGCGGCCGAGGCCAUGUUGCCUGAGGGCCUGCAGUACCAGUCCAUCGAGUACAUCGUCGGCAAGCUCAAAGAGCUGGGCAUGAACGUGAUCCGUCUGACCUACGCGAUCGAGAUGAUCGAUGACAUCUACGAGACCGGAGCGGACGUGUCCAUCAAAACCUCGCUCAUCACGGCGCUGGGCGAGACGAACGGAACUGCCAUCUUUGAGGAUAUCAUCAAGAACAAUCCGACCUUCAGCGAGAACACCACCAGACUCGAGGUCUACGACGCCGUCGCCACGGAAUGCUACAACCAGGGCAUCUACGUGCACCUGGACAACCACGUCUCCAAGGCCGAGUGGUGCUGCUCCACCACCGACGGCAACGCCUGGUUCGGAGACACCUACUUCAAUGUGACCAACUGGCAUCGCGGAUGGAGAUACAUGGCUGAACACGUCAAAUCCCUCCCGGGAGUCAAGAGCAUCGGAAUGCGCAACGAACUGCGCAGUCCCGACGACGACACUGCCCUCGCCGACGCCACCUACAACUGGGACACCUGGUACACCAACAUGGUCGAGAACGCCAACCAAGUGCACGCCGUCAACCCGGACCUCCUCCUCUUCUUCUCGGGUCUCAACUACGACACCACGCUGUCCCCGAUCCCGACAGCCUCCGACCUCGGCAACGGCACCACCUUCAAGAAAACCGACUUCGCUUUCUCCGACAAGAUCGUCCUCGAGAUCCACAACUACGAUAACUCCGCCACCAGCUGCAGCAGCCUGGAGUCCAGUCUGGUGAGCGACGGCUUCGAUGCCCUCGAGACCGAUGACUCCGACAUCGUGAAUGUCUUGCCCGUCGUCAUGACCGAGUUCGGCUAUCUGAUGGAUAAUACCACCCAUACUGAGGUGUAUCCGACUUGCUUGAAGGAGUAUCUGCCCAGUGUGCAUGCCGGGUGGAUGAUCUGGGUCCUGGCGGGGAGUUAUUAUAUUCGUCAGGGAACCCAGGAUUAUGAUGAGACUUGGGGACUGCUGGACCAUACCUGGGAGAACUGGCGGUCGGUGGACGCGAUCGAUAACGGGAUCAUCCCCAUGGUGGAGGCGAGCCUGGGUUGAAGUUGAAAGUGAGGCGGCAACGUAAUGGCGGUAUUAUGCGGAGGAUAUGUUGGACUUGGAAUGGGUGUAUAUAUGUAUAGUCCAGAAGUAACCCUAUAUAUGGGCUGAAUAAUGAAAGUG